UUCAAACAUAUCUAAUUCAUUCCAUGAUCACCAUUGUUUCGUUUCAUUUCAUUUUGUAGAAAAACAAACACAAAACAAAAAAAAACAUUACAUUCUUAAAAUGGGAAUUUGCGUUGGAAAACCUGCCAAUGUUGCUCAUGCUUCUUCCUCUCAAUUUCUUGAGGAUAUGCUUAAUAACAAGCGGAAAUUAGAUUCAAAAGCCACAAAGAACCAAACAAAAACAGUUAGUUUCAACAAAGUUCCAAAAGCUCAAAAAGAUGAUCAUCAGCCUGUUCCAGCUAACAUGAAAGCUUUUAGUUUGACUGAUCUCAAGACCGCCACAAAGAACUUCCGCCCAGAUAGUCUUCUGGGUGAAGGCGGUUUUGGUCAAGUGUUUAAAGGAUGGAUUGAUGAGACCACCUUUGCUCCAGCCAAACCUGGCACUGGGCUAGUGGUGGCUGUCAAAGUACUUAAGGCCGAAAGCAGCCAAGGUCACAGGGAAUGGCUUACUGAGCUUGAUUUCAUGGGGAGGCUUCGUCAUAAAAAUCUUGUCAAACUGAUAGGCUAUUGCUCAGAAUGUGAAAACCGGGUUCUAGUCUAUGAAUUCAUGCCUAAAGGAUGCUUGGAAAAUCAUUUGUUUAGAAAAGGUGUUCAACCUAUGCCAUGGGUCAUAAGGAUGCGUAUUGCCAUUGAUGUAGCGGAGGGGAUAUCUUUCUUGCAUAGUCAAGAACCUAGUAUCAUCUAUCGGGAUUUGAAGGCUUCUAAUAUUCUGCUAGAUUCAGAUUAUAAUGCAAAACUUUCAGACUUUGGUUUAGCAAGGACCGGUCCUGUAGGAGAUAACACACACGUUUCAACCAGGGUUGUCGGGACCAAUGGCUAUGCUGCACCAGAAUAUGUUGCAACAGGGCACUUGACUCCAAAGAAUGACGUGUACAGCUUCGGGGUGGUCUUACUAGAACUCCUAUCUGGAAGACGGGCCAUAGCCGAUGAAAGAGAAGGUGGGGUUGAAGAGACAUUAGUAGACUGGGUGAAGCCAUUUCUAAGUGAUACCAAACGCGUUUUAAGAAUCAUGGACUCACGGCUUGGUGGUCAGUACCCGAAGAAGGGUGCACAGGCCAUGGCUGCACUCGCAUCAAAGUGUCUCCAUAAAGAUCAUAGGUUCAGGCCAGUCAUGGCUGAUGUUCUUGCUACUUUAAAAGAAAUCCAUAAUGCUCCGAGAGACACUUCGAGGAUUUCACCCAUUCGGGAGCAACAAAAAAUAGGGAGAUGAGUGUAUACAAACUUGAGAUUGAAUAUAUAAAAUUUUAGUACUCCAUUUUACUAUGUGAUGUACAAACUUCAGAUAGAAUGUUACAAACUUAAGAUAGACUGCAGAUAUAUAAUAAGGUCUACUUUGGCUGUAUUGUAUGUGA
Molecule: messenger RNA, 1391 nt
Organism: Erigeron canadensis
Lineage: Eukaryota; Viridiplantae; Streptophyta; Magnoliopsida; Asterales; Asteraceae
Product: probable serine/threonine-protein kinase PBL3
Exons: 6
Coding region: 101-1249 (382 amino acids)
Biological process (GO): protein phosphorylation
Molecular function (GO): ATP binding; protein kinase activity
Source: RefSeq, a predicted model, not a curated record